UUUCUGUUUUAACCAAUGAAAAUACUUGCUUUUUACAAACUGGAGCAUGUUCAGGAAGUUUUGAGCUUGUCUUCUUAUCAUGCCUCUUUUGUGUUGAAAACAGAGGAAAGUCUGGGAUAUAUUCAUUAUUUUUUAAGAAAACAUUUUGUGAAGCAAGUAAACAAUUCUCUAUUUUGAAGUGUGCAUGGUUUGUUAUUUACAGAAUUCUGUUGAACCUCUCUGACUGAGCCAAUGAUGGAUUCCUCUCCGAUUCUGCGUCAGCAUAGUCAGAACAAAAUCCUGAAAAAUCAUUCAAGUCCAAACAGAAUGAAGAUCAACAGAAUGACAGCAGACCCCAAACCAGGUUCUAAACACCCGUCUGUACCCCACCCUUGCAAACACCCCUCUGUACCCCACGGACACCAUUCCAAACGAGGGACUGAGAACAAGGUCCCAGCAGCAACCUCAGACAAAGACCCUAAGCCCCCUGUAAGACCACUGGGCAUCAGCAGGCUGCCAGUGCUUGCUAAAUCCCUGCCCCUUCAGACGCCCUCUGACUUCACCCAGUCACACAAGAGAUGGGAGGAGAACUCUCUAGCGGGUAAAGCAAAGAGGAAGAAGCCAAACACCAAGCCUGUACCUUUCAACUUCACCCAUCCUAGAGCCAACCGAAUGGGGGCAACGAACCAGAGGAGGCCGCUGGUUGCUCAAACCACCCAACCUGAAAAUACUUUGAGCACUGCUGCCAGCCAUAAAACAAGACUCACAACGACAGCUAAACUACCCAGUUCCGUCCCACAAACUCAUAACAAGGCCCGAACAAAGUCAACAGUAGAUCUCGCUGCUCGACUCCCUACACUCACACAACACUUGGCGGCCAGAAAAGAAGGUCCAGGGCUAGCAGGCAUCUUGUCACAUCACGAUGGAGAAGAAUGGCCCCAGGCUUCCAGUGCUGCCACCUCCAUGCCUUUGUCUCAACAUCUGAAACCAAAGGCACAGUCUUCUUCAGACAAUCCAUUUCACGGAUCUGGAUCGGGGCAGCUUGAUCUUUCCAGACCUCCCAGUUCAUUUGGUCCUGGCUCAGGUCUAUCGUCCAUUGCUUUCUCAUUUAGCAGUGACUCCUCCACUACCUCAGCCAAGCCCACUGCCCUCAGUACGGAAGCCUGCAGGGGCCAUUUGGACACGCUCAGCAUCAAAGAUCUUUCCGAGCCUGGCCAGUUAUUAAGUAGCACCGCUGGGUGUGUGGAGGCCUUCUCUUCUGACCCCUUUGCCCUACGUAGUAUCCUGCAGAAUAUCGGAGUCAAUGCUGCUGGGGCUUCUAUGUCUAGCCGUCCCUCUACAAAAGCCUAUAACAACAUGCCCCAGAGAGUGUCCAUCAUGAAGAGUCAACAGAAGACUGCACCCUCUGCAGGUCCCGUAAGAUCUAUUCAGUUCUCCCCUGAGCCUUCAGCCCUCAACAGCAUCCUUCAGAAUGAAGGGGUCACCUACCCUCUGCAGCCCCAGAGAGUGUCUGUCAUGAAGAGUCACCAGAAGAUUGCAGCCUCGGCAGGUCCAGGACGGAGUGUCCCGUUCACCCCAGACCCCACGGCCCUGAGGAGCAUCCUGCAGAAUGAAGGGGUGACAGCUGGGGGAAUGCUGUGGGCCACACCACAACGCACCUCUGUCUGCCCCUCUGGCAGGGGAACCUCCAUCUACACUGCUCAGAGAGUACCUGUCACAAAGAGUUGCACUGAAGCAUCUGGAGGACCUCUGGUGAUGCCAGUCGGCCAGAAGUGGACACCCCAGCGGGUCCCUGACACCAGGCAUCAGCCCAUGUCCAUGGGGAGGCACCUGUCUGCCCACCGGACCCCCUAUGCAUGCUCUCCUAGACUCUGGGGCCUCCAGGGCCACAACCGAGAUCUGGAGACACACAAGGAGGAGGUUGUUCAGAGAUUAUUCAAGGAGACGGACCAAGAGGAAGAUAGGAUAGACAACAGAGAGCUGGACGAAGACCCCGCUGAGACCCGAGCUGACAAGGACCAAGAGGAGGAGGAGGAAGAGCAAAAUAACACUGGAAGAGGACUCCAGACCUUCUUUCAAGCCCCACACAGGGAAUCUGUUAUUUUCUUCUCAACGGGGAAGAAGCUGCUCAGAGCAGCUCCAGCACAAGAACAGGAAAGCCCUGUGGCUGGAUUUCUGGAGCGAGGUGGGCCCCUGGAGCGAAGUGGGCCACUGGAGAAGUGUUGGCCUGGGGCCAGAGCUUCAGCACAGGGGACUGUCCUCGAGCUCCUGCUCCAUCCAGUCAGACCCUCGUCUGGGCCAGAAGCUCUAUCCACGGUUGCUACUGUAGCCGUAGCAUCAGGCUUGACCAGGCCAUCCAACCCCUCAGCCUUUGUCCCCCUGAGUCAUCCCAGAGGUAGUAUCAUUAUCCCAAAGAGCGGCGCUCUGAGUUCUGCUGCAGCCUUGCUCCGCCGGCGCCUCCCCCCUCUGCAGGAGCUACGUCUGGAUGAGGAGGUGGCUACCUACACCACCUCCCCAGCCCCUCCCUGCUCCUCCAUUGCCGCCUCCUCCGGGCCCAUGCAGACCAGGUGUGGAAACCCUGUGGCAGCAGCCCUGUAUCUGCAGGACUACACUAGUUUUCGGUCAAUCAUCUUGGACCCCUCGUCUGCUCUUUCCUCCCCCUGCUCCUCUCCUCUACAGGAGAGAUGAUGGCUUUUGCUUUGCACUGAGAAUGUUAAUCUUUUUUUUUUUUGUCUGGUCUUGUUUAAUGAUAAAACACUGUAAAAAUUACGGAUUGUUAAGCAAAGACUUGAAGGAGUGUAUGUAUGUACAGGUAACUGCUCAAAUAAAGGAAACACCAACAUAA
Molecule: messenger RNA, 2824 nt
Organism: Oncorhynchus keta (chum salmon)
Lineage: Eukaryota; Metazoa; Chordata; Actinopteri; Salmoniformes; Salmonidae
Gene: troap
Product: trophinin associated protein
Exons: 14
Coding region: 232-2667 (811 amino acids)
Source: RefSeq, a predicted model, not a curated record